Penicillium oxalicum is the source of this 1152-nucleotide messenger RNA. RefSeq names its product septin CDC12 (gene aspC). Bases 1 to 1152 code for a protein of 383 amino acids. Gene Ontology annotation, biological process: cytoskeleton-dependent cytokinesis. Gene Ontology annotation, cellular component: cytosol; cell division site; microtubule cytoskeleton. NCBI's taxonomy places the organism in Eukaryota, Fungi, Ascomycota, Eurotiomycetes, Eurotiales, Aspergillaceae. Gene Ontology annotation, molecular function: GTPase activity; molecular adaptor activity; GTP binding. The record is from RefSeq and is a predicted model, not a curated record. The transcript has 7 exons.
AUGUCUACAACGGAGACUGCCAGCCCCAUUGGCAUUGCCAAUCUUCCUAACCAGCGACACAAGAUUGUUGCAAAGCGGGGCGCGGCUUUCACAAUUAUGGUCGCUGGAGAGUCUGGGCUGGGCAAGACGACCUUUAUCAAUACCCUCUUCUCAACUACCAUCAAAAAUUAUGCCGAUCACAAGCGCCGCCACCAGAAGCAGGUUGACCGUACCGUCGAGAUCGAGAUCACCAAGGCUGAACUGGAGGAGAAGUUUUUCAAAGUGCGAUUGACUGUGAUUGACACCCCUGGUUUCGGCGACUACGUGAACAACCGUGAUUCAUGGCAGCCCAUUAUUGAGUUCCUGGAUGACCAGCACGAGUCCUACAUGCUCCAGGAACAGCAACCCCGCCGUUCCGACAAGAUUGACAUGCGUGUGCACGCCUGCCUGUACUUCAUUCGCCCUACUGGACACACCCUCAAGCCUCUCGACAUCGAGGUCAUGAAGCGCCUCAGCACCCGUGUCAAAUUGAUUCCCGUCAUUGCCAAGGCCGAUACCCUCAGCCCAUCAGAUUUGGCCAAGUUUAAAGCAAGAGUCCGUGCCGUGGUCGAAGCCCAGGGAAUCAAGAUCUACACCCCGCCCAUUGAGGAAGACGACGAGCAUGCCGCCACCCACGCCCGUAGCCUGAUGGCUGCUAUGCCUUUCGCUGUCAUUGGUUCUGAAAAGGAUGUCAAGGCCAACGACGGUCGGGUUGUCAAGGGCCGCCAAUAUGCCUGGGGUGUUGCGGAGGUAGAGAACGAGGACCACUGCGACUUCAAGAAGCUCCGCUCGAUCUUGAUCCGCACUCACAUGCUUGAUCUCAUUCACACUACCGAAGAAUCUCACUACGAAGCCUACCGUGCUCAGCAAAUGGAGACUCGCAAGUUCGGUGAGGCCCGGCCUCGCAAGCUGGACAACCCUAAGUUCAAGGAAGAGGAGGAGAACCUGCGCAAGCGGUUCACCGAGCAAGUCAAGGUCGAGGAGAGCCGUUUCCGACAGUGGGAGCAGAAGCUCAUCUCCGAGCGCGACAGACUCAACAAGGACCUCGAGGCCACUCAUGCUGCUAUCAAAGCUCUCGAGCAAGAGAUCGACGGCUUGCAAAGCUCCGGCACUCGCAGCCACGGUCGUCGCUAG